Molecule: messenger RNA, 2063 nt
Organism: Nycticebus coucang (slow loris)
Lineage: Eukaryota; Metazoa; Chordata; Mammalia; Primates; Lorisidae
Product: U6 snRNA-associated Sm-like protein LSm3
Exons: 1
Coding region: 1462-1725 (87 amino acids)
Biological process (GO): mRNA splicing, via spliceosome; P-body assembly
Cellular component (GO): catalytic step 2 spliceosome; Lsm1-7-Pat1 complex; U6 snRNP
Molecular function (GO): RNA binding
Source: RefSeq, a predicted model, not a curated record
AAUUUUUUUAGCAUAUUUUUUUAAAGACGGGGUUUUACUAUUUGCCCAGGUUGGACUCAAAUUCCUAGCCUUAAGUGAUCCUCCCUCCUAGGCCUCCCAGAGUGCUGGGAUUACAGGAGUGAACUACCACUGGAGUUUUAGUUUAAAGGAAACAUAGAAAAUAAUAAGAAACUGGCUCGGUUCCCAUAGCACAGUCGUUUCAGCGCCAGCCACAUGUCCUGAGGCUGGUGGGUUUGAACCCGGCCCCAGCCAGCUGAACAACAAUGACAACUGCAAUAAAAAAUAGCCGGGCAGGCGCCUGUAGUUCCAGCUACUUGGGAGACUGAGGCAAGAGAUUUUUUUUUUUUUUAAUUGCUUAAGCACAAGAGUUGGAGGUUGCUGUGACCUGUGACAGCACAGCACUCUACUGAGGGAGACAUAGUGAGACUCUGUCUCAAAAAAAAAAAAAAAAAAGAAAAAAAAUAAGAAACUAUCUGAUAGCAAAAUAUGCUUUGAUGGGAUAAAGUGUGGGGGUAAGGAAAAAAAUCUCUCUUUCUUCCUAGAUUAAAGUAGUAUUUCAGCCAAGGCCUGAAUGACAAGAAGCAGCAGCUUUCUGGAAAAGAGCUUUUCAAACAAUGAGAACAACUAGUGCAAAACUCCUUAGCAUAUUAAAGAACAGAAUGAUAUAAGGUGAAGUUGAAGGAGAUUGUCCUAUUAUGUAGGGUUUUGUAAGCCAGGAUAAGGAGUUUGGAUUUUGUGCUCCCUGGAAAUUUUUUUGUUUUCCCAGAGUCUCCAACCACAUGGAUAUAAAAGUAAAAUAUAUCUUGGUAAUUGUACAAACAUUAAUAUUUAUGAACCUUAGUAUGUAGCCUUAAGGUUAUGAACAAAUAAAGUAUGUGUGUGUAUGAUAAGAGUUGCAUGGAAAUGGGGCAGGGCUUGGGUGAGAAAAUGAGAAACUUCAUGAAUAUAUAAAAUAAAUGAAGGUAAAGUGGUAAAAUUUCUUUUUCCAGAAAGUAUGCUAUUCCCUCUUUAAGCUACCUUUAUUCUCCUGACACUCUUCCUACCCCUGCUUAGAACCUUAGAUCAGUUUGAUCAGUGCCAUUAGUAGAUGAUUCUACAUUAUUUCAUGGAAUAUUUAAAGCUCAUAGCUUUUGAAAGCAAAUAUCUCUUCUUGUGUUGUAGAUAAUUUUCCUCCUCUAAAUCUAAAGGGGAUGGUGCUCCAAGCACAAGGGUCCCCCCAACCGUCACCCCUGCCCAGUUUUUAACAUCGGUAGUCUUUAUUGCUUUUUAAUGUAAUAGCUAAAGCUUUUCUUUGCAAAUCUUUGGACUUUGGUGAGUAUUUGGGAAAAAUGGAAUUACUCAUAACAACAUUAAUAUGGUAGAAUUUUAGAGGUUGUUCUAAUAUUAUCAGAUUAUUUUACCAUCUACUUUCAUGAAAAGCUUCUUCACUUUUAAAAAUAUGUAGAUAGCAGGGUUUGAAACAUGGCGGACGACGUGGACCAGCAACAAACUGCCAGCACUGUAGAGGAGCCCCUGGAUCUUACCAGGCUCAGCCUGGAUGAGCAAAUUUAUGUGAAAAUGAGAAAUGACCGAGAGCUUCGGGGCAGAUUACAUGCUUAUGAUCUGCGUUUAAAUAUGAUACUGGGAGAUGGGGAAAAAACUGUGACUACUAUAGAAAUUGAUGAAGAAACACAUGAAAAGAUACAUGAUUUAACAAAAUGGAAUAUUCCAAUGCUUUUUGUCUGAGGAGAUGGCAUUGUCCUGGUUGCCCCUCCAUUGAGAGUCUUAUACAAAGAAUUUAUCAUCAAGGAGACUUUGUCCGAUUGCCGCUUUCAAUGCGCAAGACAUUCAAAAGAGAAACCUGCAUACAUUUAUAUAUUAAGAAAUGACCAAGGAUUCUUCCACUCCUGAAAUGAGUUGAUUUGUAUACAACCCCUUAAGCUAAAUGCCAUUUUUAUUUUCUCCAACAUUUCCAAUAAAUGUGAUCACCAAGAUCAGAAUAAAAGUUCGUUUGCUCUAUUAUUUUUACAGUUUUUGAAUUUUUCUUUAGAUUAAAUUUGAUAUUUAAAAUAAAUAGUAGAUAG